AUGAAGUUCCUCACCGGCCUCUCCUGCUUCGCUGCUGUUGCCAGCGCCGUUGUCGUCGAUCUCAACAAGCGCGACAGCCCCCUCGAUGUCAAGAUCGAGUCCACUGGCAACACCGCCAUCAAGGCAAGCAUCACCAACACCGGUGCCUCUGACCUCAAGGUCCUGAAGGCUGGUUCCAUUCUCGACAAGCUCGCUGUCGAGAAGGCUGAGGUCUUUGCUGGCUCCGACAAGGUCGAGUUCGACGGUAUCCGCCUUCGUCUCGGCACCAACGGCCUUCCCGAGGAUGCCUUCCAGGUCAUCUCCGCCGGCGAGACCGUCUCUGUCGAGUGGAACUACGGUGAAGUCCACGACCUCAGCGUCGGCGGCAAGGUUGAUGUCGCCGCCAAGGGCGCUCUCUCCAUCGCCGAGGUCGGCAGCAACGACAUCACCAGCACCGCCUCCUUCAGCUCAAACGUCCUGAGCGUCGAGGUUGACGGCGCCGCCGCCUCCAAGGUCCGCCGCGACUUCCGCGAGAACGUCAAGCGCACCGUCGUCCAGUCCGACUGCACCGGCACCCAGCGCACCGCUACCACCACCGCUCUCUCCAACUGCCGUGCCCUCGCUGCCGCUGCUUCCUCCGCCGCCUCCACUGGCGCCGCUGCCAAGAUGGUCGAGUACUUCAAGUCCUCUUCCACCGCUACCCGUACUACCGUCGCUGGCGUCUUUGCCAAGGUCGCCACCGAGUGCGGCAGCACCACCUCUGGUGUCUCCAAGCAGUACUGCACCGAUAUCUACCCUGCUUGCUCUUCCGGUGUCAUCGCCUACACUCUUCCCUCCGCUUCCUACAUGGUCAACUGUAAGUACCGCUGCCCUCACGACAAGAAACGGCAUAUCGUUUUUGGUGACUCAUCUGACGAAACUCCCCGCGCCACAGGCCCCUACUUCUUCAACAGCCUUACCGCUCUCUCCAGCACCUGCCACGCUCAGGACCGUGCCACCACUGCCCUCCACGAGGUCACCCACUUGACCCAGAUCAAGGGCACCACCGACCAGAGCUCCUGCUACGGUUACAGCUGUGUCCAGAGCUUGACCGCUGCCCAGAACCUGAACCACGCCGACACCUACGCCCUCUUCGCCAACGCCAUCUACGUCGGCUGCUAA
This is a messenger RNA of Colletotrichum paranaense, 1140 nucleotides long. Its product is annotated as metalloproteinase. Gene Ontology annotation, biological process: proteolysis. The record is from RefSeq and is a predicted model, not a curated record. The transcript has 4 exons. Gene Ontology annotation, molecular function: metalloendopeptidase activity. The coding region runs from base 1 to 1140 and encodes 379 amino acids. Lineage: Eukaryota; Fungi; Ascomycota; Sordariomycetes; Glomerellales; Glomerellaceae.